Messenger RNA from Pangasianodon hypophthalmus (striped catfish), 4105 nucleotides. It is a transcript of the gene epb41l3b, whose product is annotated as erythrocyte membrane protein band 4.1-like 3b. Lineage: Eukaryota; Metazoa; Chordata; Actinopteri; Siluriformes; Pangasiidae. The transcript has 22 exons. Gene Ontology annotation, cellular component: plasma membrane; cytoskeleton. The record is from RefSeq and is a predicted model, not a curated record. Gene Ontology annotation, biological process: cortical actin cytoskeleton organization. Bases 643 to 2997 code for a protein of 784 amino acids. Gene Ontology annotation, molecular function: structural molecule activity; actin binding.
CAGGACAGCUGGUGCAUGCACUGUCUGUUCUUAAUAUUCUGGGAAUCAUGGGGAGUGAAAGAGAAAGAAGAUUUGACAUCAGCACUUUUCCUUAACUCAUAUUUUGUAUGGUAUUAAGCUGCUCCUCCAUUCUGUUCUUGAAAUCGUGGGCUCUAUAGGGAUCAGCGCGAUAGUUUAAUCCUGUAUACGCAUGCAUGCACGCUCAGGGAUUUCGCGCUUCCGCGUUCUUUUCCCGCGGCGCUUCUGACGUUGUAUUGGCACGCUGUGAUUGGCUGGAGUAACUGCGUCACUACGUUACACCGCGCGCACUCCAGCCCACAACCUAGAGCUCGUGCGCGGAUGAUAAGCAGGACUCAGUUAACGUAAACCGCACCGCUGGCUGUGGCUGUGGGACCGGGGAACGGUGGAAAGGACACCGAAUUACCGUGUGACUUGCCAUGACUGCUGAUGCAGACAGGGAUUCAGCGGCCAGGCAGAAUCACAUUCAUAACCAGCAGCUCCAACCGUCCCGAGAUCAUCCCGAGAUAGGUGGAGACACAAGUCGGGCCACAAAGAGAAAGUUCUAGCAGAGUGGUGAAGAGGACUACAUAUCCCAGAAGUCUUUAAGCAGCAAGCUUUCCUGGACCUUGCCGGUUAAACACCAUGCAGUGCAGGAUCACCCUGUUGGAUGGCUCUGACUACACCUGCACGGUGGAGAAGAAAGCCAAAGGCCAGGUCCUGUUUGAUAAAGUAUGUGACCACCUCAACCUUAUGGAGAAGGACUACUUUGGCCUCACGUAUCGCGACGCAGAACAUCAGAAGAACUGGAUGGACCCUGCCAAAGAACUGAAGAAACAAAUUAGAACUGGUCCCUGGAACUUUGGGUUUAAUGUGAAGUUUUAUCCACCUGACCCAUCUCAGCUGUGUGAAGAUAUCACCCGGUACUACCUGUGCCUUCAGCUGCGAGACGAUGUCGUGUCGGGUCGUUUGCCAUGCUCCUUCGCCACUCACUCUCUCCUGGGUUCAUACAUCGCCCAGUCUGAGCUGGGAGACUAUGACCCUGAAGAGCUGGGCAGCGAUUACAUCAGUGACCUCCGCUUCGCUCCAAACCAGACCAAAGAGCUGGAGGAAAAGGUCGUAGACCUGCAUCGCAACUACAAAGGAAUGACUCCAGCUGAGGCGGAGAUGCUGUUUCUGGAGAAUGCCAAGAAGCUCUCCAUGUAUGGAGUAGAUCUACAUCAUGCUAAGGAUUCGGAGGGAGUGGAGAUUAUGUUAGGUGUGUGUGGCAGCGGCCUUCUCAUCUACAGAGACCGACUGCGCAUAAAUCGAUUUGCCUGGCCCAAAAUCCUCAAGAUAUCCUACAAGCGGAACAACUUCUAUAUCAAGAUACGUCCUGGAGAGUUUGAGCAGUUUGAGAGCACCAUUGGUUUCAAACUUCCAAAUCACAAAGCAGCAAAGAGAUUGUGGAAAGUGUGCGUGGAACAUCACACGUUUUUCAGAUUGGUGGCCCCUGAACCUCCUGCCAAGAAGUUUCUGUCACUGGGCUCUAAGUUCCGCUACAGUGGGAGAACGCAGACGCAGACACGCCGUGCCAGCUCCCAGAUCUCUCGGCCUGCGCCGCAGUUUCAACGCUCCUCCAGCAAACGGCUCACCACCACUCGCAGUCUAGAUAUAGCACCAGCCAUGGCCAACAGUGACAACUUGAUGAAGGACUCUAAACCAGCCUUUGCCACAGGGACCCUCAUCACCACGGUAACACCAGAGAAAAAGGCAGAGGAAGAAAACGCAGUCGAAGAUGAAAGCAUUCCUGCUACAGAGCCAUCUGAGCCGGCCCCUCCCACUCCUGUUACCAAGUGUUCUCCUCUUGCCACUGAACACACCCUCCUUGCCUCCCCACGCUCCUCCACUAAAGUGCGGAGGAGGAAACGCAGAAGGAGUAGCUCUGAGCACGCAGCAUCAGCAAGCCCGGCAAAGGGCAAGCAGAUUUCAGACCAGAACCGGCCCAAAGGGGGAACGCUCUUCUCCUUCUCCCUGCACCUCCCAGACCUGUCUUCUCUCCUGGAUGAAGAUGGCUACCUGAGCUUCCCUGACCUGUCUGAGAUGAACUUCCUGCCUGAGAGCUUUCAACACUUCCUGCCCAUCAAGUCACCAUCUCUCGUGCCCUGCUUCCUUUUCAUCUUCUUCUUUCUGCUGUCUACCUCUUUCUCUGUACCCUACGCACUUACGCUUUCCUUCCCGCUGGCACUGUGCCUCUGCUAUCUGGAGCCCAAGACGGCAUCACUCACCACCUCGUUUACCAACAGCUUUCAAGACAGUUCAGAUGAAGAGACAGACAGCGAUCCUUCCGACGAGACAACAGCGACCGAGUCUGAGCCAGAGGAUGAAUCAGAACUGAUGACCCAGACUGCAGAUGAUGCCAACUCUGAGCCUCCUAAGGACAUUUCAGAAGAAAAACCAGAGCCUGCAGAGGCUGACUCUGCUGAGAGCUCAGGUGACCAACAGGACACUGCAGUAGUAGAGGAAGAUGAAGCAGAAGUAAUGGAUUCGGAGGAGUCGGAGGAGUCAAAGGAGUCGGAGGAGUCAAAGGAGUCGGAGGAGUCAAAGGAGUCGGAGGAGUCAAAGGAGUCGGAGGAGUCAAAGGAGUCGGAGGAGCCAGUGCAACCGAUGACCAAUGAGGUGCCUGUUGUUCAUACUGAGACCAAAACCAUCACAUACGAGUCUGCUGAGGUUGAUGCUAAUGGUGACACAGACCCUGGAGUACUGAUGAGUGCUCAGACCAUCACCUCUGAGAACAACAGCACCACAACCACCACACAAAUAACAAAGACGGUGAAGGGAGGUAUCUCAGAGACGCGGAUCGAAAAGAGGAUCGUCAUCUCUGGGGAUGCCAACAUCGAUCACGACCAGGCUCUGGCUCAGGCCAUAAAAGAGAUCAAAGAGCAGCACCCAGACAUGUCGGUCACCAAAGUAGUGGUUCAUAAAGAGAUGGAGAUCUCGGCUAGCGAAGGUGACCAGUGAUGCAGGUGACGCAGGAGUAAACACCAGUCUGACAGAGGACAGUGCCAUUUUCUCCACUCCAUGGCCCCAUGGACAUUUGGCUUUUGUGACCUUUGAUCUCAGAUCCAGACAGCUCAGUGGAUGUGCUGGGACAGUGGAGAAGCGAUGAUUCAUACAAGACACAUACCCGCUCAAAUUAGCCCUGCACUCCGACAUUACCAAAAGCUCAGCUUUUUAUUGCAAUGAUCAUUUUACUGUUAACAAUAAUCUGAGCAAUAAUCUGAGGACGCCAUGGACACAUGAAAGCUCCAAAAUGUGGGAGAAUACUCUCAAAAAAACCAUCUGUGCAACUGCCUUAAAAAAAAAAAUUUUUUUUUUUUUUUUGUAAUCAUGAAGUGUUUAAUUUAUGCACCUUCAUUUUAUUUAUAGCAGACACUUAAUCACCGUGCCAACGACAAAGCUAUAAAUCCAUACGCCAGUGUUCCAGGGAGAUAUUGAAUUAGAGCCAGGUUUGCUGACAUAGAAUAAAUUUCGUCCAAGUGUCUAAAAUGUUUUCACUGAAUUCUGACAGGCAGAUCAGAUUAACAUGAAGACUUGGAGUAAUCUGUGCAUGGAGAAAACCAGCCCACAGGCCAGGAGUUAAAGGUAUUGAGUUAAAGUGUUUAAGUCUUGUAUAUACAUUAUAUAAACUUAGUAUCUACAAUAACAUUAAUUCUCUGUAUUGCAAUGUUUGUUCAUGAAAUGGGUUUAGCAUUACAAGUCCUAAAAACUAUGCCACUAUUAAAAGGGCUGCUCUUGGUUUACUUGGAAACGCACUAAAUCUGAUCUUUCACUUUUUAUUUCACUGUUGCUUUGAGGAGGUUACAGAAUUCUACGUCCGCAAAUUUUAAACUGGGGAGUUAUAAAUGGGGGGUGGUCUUCCUGAGACUUUUUUUGAAACUUUGAUCCGAACAGUUUGUGUAUUCCAUCUUCCUUCGGUGACGUGAUAGAACCUGAAUUACCCAGAAUCCUCUUGGCCUUUUCUUCCUUCUAAACACACAACAUAGAUUAUACAGACAUACUGCACAAAAAUGCAUUUGGAUGUGAUUUAUUUUGGUUUAAUUUUUUAAUUAAAUAUUAUUGAAAUGAA